Molecule: messenger RNA, 929 nt
Organism: Parasteatoda tepidariorum (common house spider)
Lineage: Eukaryota; Metazoa; Arthropoda; Arachnida; Araneae; Theridiidae
Product: toxin CSTX-20
Source: RefSeq, a predicted model, not a curated record
AGGAACGCAUAGGGAGAUAGAAAGAAUAGAAGAAGAAUAUUGUAUAUAAGGAAUAAAAAAUUGUUAGGUUUUAGCAUAUCAUCUCCAGAAAUAAUCAUUUUUUGCAAAAGUUAAUCAUGAAGUGGUUUGUGUUGGCUUUAUGUUUUGCUUGUGCAGCUGUGUCUCUUGGUGCCAGGAGACGCUGCAAAUCAGCAGAUGAUUGUGAAGAGGGCGAAUGCUGCGUGACUUAUGCUAUUGUAUCAUUUUUGGGAGGUGUCUGCCGAAGUCUGAGAGAUGAAGGACAAUCAUGCACACCAAUCAGCAAAAAAGACCAAGAAGAGGAGCCAAAUAUGCAUAUUUUCCAGUGCCCAUGCAAAGAAGGCCUUGAAUGCGUGGCUACUCAUGAAUUAACCGUUUUUGGACAUGUUAUUAAACAUAAGCCAGAAUGCGUUGUACCUGGAAAAGAGGAUUUGAGUACAGCACAACCACCUGAACCGGAAACAAAAGAGCCUGAACCUGAACCAGAAACAAAAGAGCCUGAACCUGAACCAGAAACUGCCGAACCAGAUCCAGAACCAGAAGUUGAAGAAGGACCAGGAGGAGAACGUCCAAGGGACGAUGACUGCGAAGACUGGACAUACGGAUGUUAAUAAAAUAUAAACUUUUUUAAAAUAAUAUUGCUUGCACAAUAAAUGAAAUUAUUGAAAAAAGUUUAAUUCACAAAAGUAUGCCUUACAUUUAUCUAUUUUUUUACAUUUUCAAAAUGUGAUUAUAUUUUCAAAAAAGAAAUAGAAUAACAAGUAAAGAUUGCAGUAUGAUUAUACAAUAAAUAAAUUAUUGAACUAGACAAUCGUAAUAUGCAGUAUUAAUUUGCAAUUAUUAUGUUGAACAAGUAUAUUAUCUGUGCUUCAGUAUUUUGUUAAAAUAUACAAUAAACUUAGCAAGCAUUA